Gigantopelta aegis is the source of this 1323-nucleotide messenger RNA. Its product is annotated as ras-related protein Rap-2c-like. The record is from RefSeq and is a predicted model, not a curated record. Gene Ontology annotation, molecular function: GDP binding; GTP binding; GTPase activity. Lineage: Eukaryota; Metazoa; Mollusca; Gastropoda; Neomphalida; Peltospiridae. The transcript is spliced from 2 exons. The coding region runs from base 647 to 1189 and encodes 180 amino acids. Gene Ontology annotation, cellular component: plasma membrane. Gene Ontology annotation, biological process: negative regulation of cell migration; Rap protein signal transduction.
ACCCAAAAUGGCCGUUGUAACGAACGGGCACCUGCUUGGACUUUAAAUGACUAGAGUGGGCCAUAUGAGAGCCACAUAUUGCUUACACAAUUAAUAUUUUGUAAUUCCAUAAAGUACCCAACGGUUCAGAUAUUCACACUUAGGAUUCAGCGAUGGAUUAGCUGUGAUAUUUUCUUUCAAAGUUUCGUCGCAUUCAUCGGCCGGGGGCUCGAAGCUGGGUCAGAAAAGUUGUGAAAUCGGACACUCUUUCUUUGUUUAUUUUCUGCUGACCAGAUAAUAUUAUUGAUCUCCCGAUCCCAACCCGUGGCGGCUUAGUUACAUAGAAGACCUGUUGCGUCACUAAAAAUACAGUAAAAUAUACAAAAGGUCGGAUGACCCAAAAACGUAAUAUUGUCCGGAAGCUGUCGAGAGCUGUCACACUCACAGUUCGUCUUCUCAGACUUCUGCCGUGUUCUGGAUCGGGUUCGGUGAUUUUCGAGUGCGGAUUAAACUAAACUGUCACCGAAGGAGCGGCCCUAAAAAACAACAACUUGGGUUGGGUUUUUUCAUGUGUUGAGAUAUAUGUUACACACUUCUUACCAACAUAUAUGUAGACUUUUAGUUUAAAUCAUAAAAUUUCACAGAUAAAAUUGUUUUCCAUGAUUUUAUGAUGAAGGAAUACAAAGUAGUCGUUUUAGGGAGUGGUGGGGUCGGCAAGAGUGCCUUGACUGUAAAGUUUGUGUCGGGGAACUUCAUGGAAAAGUACGAUCCAACAAUUGAAGACUUCUAUCGGAAAGAGAUCGAGGUGGACUCGGCACCGUCUGUGUUAGAAAUUCUUGACACUGCUGGGACAGAGCAGUUUGCUUCCAUGAGAGACCUGUAUAUCAAAAACGGACAGGGAUUUGUGAUAGUCUAUAGCAUUACCAGUCUACAGACCUUCCAGGAUAUAAAAACAAUGCGAGAGCAAAUCAUGCGUGUGAAAGGGAUUGAAAAAAUUCCCAUGAUUCUUGUUGGCAAUAAGGCCGAUUUGGAGCACCAAAGAGAGGUACCGUCCACCGAGGGUUCAGCUUUGUCGCAGUACUGGUCGUGUCCGUUUUUAGAGACGUCGGCGAAAAGUACGCAGAACGUUAAUGAAGUGUUUAUCGAAAUAGUUCGCGAGAUGAAUACCAGUCCGGUUAAAGAGAAAAAAGGAUGUUGUCAAAUACUCUAGAGAUAUUAGAAUUUUACCUUGAAGGCUAAACCACAGGCAUUCUCAUGACAUCACAGACCAUGUGACCAGUAUGACCAAUCAGAGGCACCAAAAGAUGCAUCCUCGGCAUCAGCUGACCAAUCAGAUGCUUUGUU